Gadus chalcogrammus (walleye pollock) is the source of this 2117-nucleotide messenger RNA. RefSeq names its product ethanolamine kinase 2 (gene etnk2). Gene Ontology annotation, cellular component: cytoplasm. The transcript is spliced from 10 exons. NCBI's taxonomy places the organism in Eukaryota, Metazoa, Chordata, Actinopteri, Gadiformes, Gadidae. Gene Ontology annotation, molecular function: ethanolamine kinase activity. The record is from RefSeq and is a predicted model, not a curated record. Bases 67 to 1149 code for a protein of 360 amino acids. Gene Ontology annotation, biological process: phosphatidylethanolamine biosynthetic process.
UCCACGAGGGGCGGGGCCAAACUAGAGGAAGCCGAUGACUGACCUGCUCCCAAGGAAACCACCGGAAUGGAGACAGAGAUCCAUGUGCCUCUCGGUUCGCCCGUCAUCAGAAGAUUCCCCAUCUUCGUGGACGAGCACCAGGUGACAGAUGGAGCGAUCCGGCUGAUCAAGGAGCUGCGGCCGGCGUGGGACCCCGACCGCCUCCAGACCAAGCUCUUCACCGAUGGCACCACCAACAAACUCGUCGGCUGCUAUGUGGAGGACAGCCCAGACGACGUGGUCUUGGUCCGUGUCUAUGGCAACAAGACAGAGCUGUUCGUAGACCGAGACAAUGAACUUAAAAGCUUCCAGGUGCUGCACGCAAACGGUUGCGCUCCUCGUCUCUACUGCUCUUUUCAGAACGGCAUCUGCUACGAGUUCAUGCCAGGGGAUGCUCUGGGCACCCAGGACGUACGCGACCCAGCGCUGCUCAGGAUGAUCUCCAGGGAGAUGGCCCGCAUCCACGCCAUCCACGCCCACAAUGGCUGCAUCCCCAAGCCCAACCUCUGGAUCAAGAUGCGUAAAUACUUCUCCCUGGUGGCCACCGAGUUCACUGACCAGGCCUCAAACCUCAGGAUCCAGAGGGAGGUGCCCAGCAAGGCGUUGCUGGAGCAGGAGAUGCUGUGGAUGAAGGAACACCUUUCUGCUCUGGGCUCGCCUGUGGUGCUCUGCCACAACGACCUGCUCUGCAAAAACAUCAUACACAACAACAAAGAGGGUCACGUGCGCUUCAUAGACUACGAGUACUCCAGCUACAACUACCAGGCCUUUGACAUCGGCAACCACUUCAAUGAGUUUGCAGGUAUGAGCGAGCUGGACUACGGCCUGUACCCGAGCCGGGAGAUGCAGCUGGAGUGGCUGCAGGUCUACCUGAAGGCCUACAAGCUGUACACCAAGAACACGGAGCAGCUCGGCCCCCGCGAACUGGAAACCCUCUACGUACAGGUCAACAAGUUCGCCCUGGCUUCUCACUUCUUCUGGGGAUUUUGGGCACUCAUCCAAGCCAAGUACUCUUCCAUCGACUUUGACUUCCUGGGGUACGCCGUGCUGCGGUUCAACCAGUACUUUAAGACCAAGCCCACGGUGAUGGCGCUGAAGAUCCCAGAGUAAAGAGCCCCACAGGAGGGGCUGGGGGGGGCAGGUGGAGGGGGGGGGUGGAUCUUCCUCAUGCAGGAAAGGGAUUGGACACCGAGCCACCCUCCCCCACCACAACGCAUACGCACACUCUUAACCCACCCCCCAUCCCACCCCUCCAGCCCCCUUCUUUAAUGCAGCAGAAGUAAUCGGUUAAUUAUCUUCCCGUAUUUAUUUCCCCACAUCUUCAGUCUAACCACGACGUGCUCGUCUAGAGCUGUGUUUUUUUUGCCUGCAUUUAAUUUUGAAUGUAUUUAUCUUUUUUUUUUCUUUUUUUAAUGGAUCUAGGAGUCCCUACCCCAACCCCCCCACACCCCCCACCCCCUGGGCAGCAGAGCUACUCGUGUGCCCAAGGUUCAGGGUGGCUGUACAGAUUGUAAUGUGGCUCCACAGGCGGGUGUAGCGCGUAAAGGGAAGGGUGUCGAGGCUCGCUCGCCCUCCUCUACGCUACGGCUCCGUUAAAGCACUCUGCUUUUAAAGCUAUGGCUCCAGAAGCAUUUCAGUAUUGUGUGUGUGUGUGUGUGUGUGUGUGUGUGUGGUGUGUGUGGGUGUGUGUGUGUGUGUGUGUGUGUGACAGUGUGUGUGACCCUUUCUAUACUUGUGUCUCCUCAUCGUUCUUAGCUUGUCGUGAUCCAUUAAAUGUAGAACCGGUAUCAUGGACACAUCACACAGCCCGUGGGUACUUAAUCUAACACUAACCUCAGUAACGGCAAUGUCCACAGCAGACGGUGUGGGAGCUGGUGAACACAGCAGGGCUUUGGUCGCGGCCCCGGCUGUGACUGGGGUCACUGACAGGGCCUUGCACCGCUGAAGGGUUCUUGUGCGCCCGAUGGCCUGAGUCUCUUUCCGCUUUCGUGGCUUUUAUGGUCACAGCGAACCGCUCCGGUGAACUUUCCAUUCUGAACAGUCGGAAAAAACAUGACCCUGCUCACCCCCAGGGCCGG